AUGAAACUCAACCCACAGCAAGCUCCAUUGUAUGGGCGGUGUGUUAUCACAGUGCAGCUCGCUGAUGAAGAGCUGGCUGCGGAUGAAAAGGGCGUGGACUACUUCCUGCUGUUUGCUGGCAGCACACAAAGGCACCUGACCAGCACCCUAAGAAGCAGUCAUGACACCUUGCAGGCAGUGUGUCCCGCUCAUGACUGCUGCGAGGCGGUGCUGGUCACCUUGUGUUCACUUAGCCGAGGCAUCCCUGAGGCCCCUGAGGACCUAAAACCCUGUCUGGGUCAUGUGGCACCGCUGGCUGAGCAUCGAUUCAGCUUCGUCCAGGAUUUGGCUUUUGACAUGGCCCAGUUUCUGGUGAGCACAGCGGGCCGGGCCGACGGCCUCGACGGGGCGCUGCUGCUGGAUGAGUGUCAGAUUCCUCUGCAGGAGUGUGAACGUCUGGACGAGAGCCUGGCGCUGGCCCUCCACCACCUUGCGCUGCCUCCAGGAUGGAGCCUACUGGGAAACAAACUAAUCAACAGCACUGACCUGAAUCCUCAGGAGACUCUGCUGCAUUUCUCAGCUCGGCGGGGUCUGCUUCGGGUUACGCGCUUCUUGCUGCGGCAGUCUGGAGCUAGAGAAGCCCUGCGACUGGCCAACAGACAAGGCCACACCCCAGCCGCCGUUGCUGCUUUACGGGGACACGAGCGCCUCCACGAGCUCCUCAUGAAGGCUGACACAGACACAGAGACGGACGAAGGCGCUGAGAGCGUCCACCUGGUCCCUACAGAUGCCCGC
Molecule: messenger RNA, 774 nt
Organism: Seriola dumerili (greater amberjack)
Lineage: Eukaryota; Metazoa; Chordata; Actinopteri; Carangiformes; Carangidae
Product: A-kinase anchor protein 13-like
Exons: 6
Biological process (GO): regulation of Rho protein signal transduction
Cellular component (GO): plasma membrane
Source: RefSeq, a predicted model, not a curated record